CUCUGUUUCCCAGGAAACGCUCUCCGCGUCCCCUCUCUUCGCCCCGGCGGCUCUAGGCCUCUGAAGCACCACAGAAGGAGGGGUCCGCGCCGGCGCCCAGCACCUGCCGCCGGUGGGGGACUCACCGCGGCGGCGGAACAGAAAACUGGAGCUGCCUCCAGGGCCAGUCCACCGAGGCUGAAGUCUGUAAGCCUGGAGAGACCGUCAGCAGUAACCUGCAAAAUCCAAAAUGGCCACCCUGCCCCCACUGCCCAUGACACGCCCAAAGCUUAUGGCCUUAGCCAGACAGAAGCUGCCAUGCUCCCCUGUAACAAUUCCAAGAUCUCAAUUGAUCAAAGAAAAAGAUGACAUAGAUCAUUAUGUGGAGGUGAAUUUCAAAGGAUUGUCAAAAGAGGAGGUUGCUGCCUACAGGAACUCGUACAAGAAGAACAUCUGUGUGGACAUGCUGCGAGACGGUUAUCACAAGUCCUUCACCGAGCUCUUCGCUCUGAUGGAGCGGUGGGAUGCCCUGAGGGAGGCUGCGAGGGUCAGGUCCCUGCACUGGUUGCAGAAGCCCCUGGAGGAGCAGCCUGAUAAACUGGACCACUUCUACCACUACCUGACCAGGGCCGAGGACGCUGAGAGGAAAGGAUACUUUGAAGAUGUAUAUAAAAACUUGUAUGCUCUGGCCUGUUACUUCAAUAAUUCUGAAGAUAAGUGGGUGAGGAACCACUUCUAUGAACGAUGUUUCAACGUUGCUCAACUGAUCAAAAUUGACGGUGGGAAGAAAGAAGCUGAGGCGCAUGCGCACAUGGGUCUUCUCCACGAGGAAGAUGGUCAGCUUCUGGAAGCUGCCGAGCAUUAUGAAGCAUUCCAUCAAUUGACACAGGGGCGGAUAUGGAAGGAUGAGACAGGCCGCUUCCUCAACUUGUUGGCCUGCGAGAGUCUCCUGAGGACUUACAGAUUACUCUCAGACAAAAUGCUGGAAAAUAAAGAAUACAAACAGGCCAUCAAAAUUCUAAUAAAAGCUUGUGAAAUAGCCAAAGAAGGAAGUGACAAAAACAUGCAAGGAGAAGCUUCUUACUACUUGGGCUUAGCAUACUUGGCUGCUGGAGAAUAUGACACAGCACUAACAGUCCUUAACACUUACAGUAAAAUCUCUACAGACCAGGAUGAUGAUCUCAGCCUGGGGAGAGCCUAUGAAGCAAUAGCCAAGGUCCUACAGAGCCAAGGAAAGACAACAGAAGCAAUUAACUACUUGGAAAAAGUUGUGAAACUUGCAAGAAACAAUUUUCAAAGCCUAGAUAUUGUGAGAGCAAGUACAAUGCUUGGAGACAUCUACAAUGAAAAAGGACACUACAACAAAGCUUCUGAAUACUUUCAGCAAGCUUUUGACGCAACAGUUGGGGAAAUGAACAUGCCUCUGAUGGAGGAAACAAAAGUUCAUUACGGAAUAGCAAAAGCCCAUCAGAUGAUGCUGACAGUGAACAGUUAUAUAGAAUCUGCAGAUCUUACCAGCCUUGGCUACCUGCUCUCGUGGAAGGAGACUAGAAGCGACAUUGAACCUCAUCCAGUUACUGGAGAGUUUAAAACAACAGUAGAAGGUGUAUCUCAAAAUUCAGAAUAUUUGGAAGAACUAGGCAGAUUUCCAGAUCAUCAAAAAAAAUGAAACUUAAAGCAGCUUUGACUCAACACUGAAGCAAGAAGAAAUAUAUCAUGUCACCUUAGACUUCAAUAUUUGUACUAAAUAGGAGCAUGUUAUAAAUAAUAUAAGUAGAGUUAUAAUAAAACUAUGAUUAUGUUUUCAUUG
Messenger RNA from Propithecus coquereli (Coquerel's sifaka), 1789 nucleotides. RefSeq names its product tetratricopeptide repeat domain 29 (gene TTC29). The transcript has 14 exons. Bases 230 to 1648 code for a protein of 472 amino acids. The record is from RefSeq and is a predicted model, not a curated record. NCBI's taxonomy places the organism in Eukaryota, Metazoa, Chordata, Mammalia, Primates, Indriidae. Gene Ontology annotation, molecular function: protein binding.